AUGGAUCUCUUGCCAAACUUUUCUUUUGUCACUUGGCUGCUCCUCACCGUUUUCCUUAGCCUCCUGGUCCUCUAUGGGAUCUGGCCCUUCCAGGCCUUCAAGAGAACUUUCCUGGAGUACCGGCAAGGACUCCAGAAUUUUGAUCAGAUGUGCUUCAAAAAAUAUGGUAAAAUCUGGGGGAUUUUUGACGGCAGGCAGCCGGUGCUGGCUGUUUUGGACCCCAUUCUCAUCAAAAACAUCCUGGUGAAAGAGUGCUAUACUAUUUUUACCAAUCGCCAGAACUUUGGUCUGAACGGGAUCCUGGAGUCGGCCGUCUUCGUGGCUGAAGAUGAGAAGUGGAAAAGGAUUCGUACUGUGCUGUCCCCAGCCUUCACCAGCGGGAAGCUGAAGGAGAUGUUCCCUAUCAUUAAUCACUAUGGUGAAAAAUUAGUGGAAAACAUUGAGAAGAAAGUGGCUAAUGAUGAGUUCGUGACCAUGAAGGACAUUUUUGGAGCCUACAGCAUGGAUGUGGUGACCAGCACUUCUUUCAGUGUGAAUAUUGACUCCAUGAGCAACCCCAGUGACCCCUUUGUCGCCAACAUUAAGAAAUUUCUCAAAUUCAGUUUCCUAAACCCCGUGUUUGUAUUCUUAGUGAUGUUCCCCUUCGUUAUCCCAGUGUUGGAAAAGAUGAAUGUGACUCUGUUACCCUCAACAGUCAUAGACUUCUUCAUGAACGUCUUCACAAAAAUGAAGAAGGAACGGGAAAAGGGCAGCGGCAUGGACCGGGUUGAUUUCCUGCAGCUCAUGGUUGACUCGCAGAUCUCACACGACAGCUCCAAGUCUGCUGAGACCAACUCAUACAAAUCAUUAAGUGAUGAGGAGAUUCUGGCCCAGGCUCUUGUCUUUGUCCUUGCUGGCUAUGAGACCACCAGCUCCACCCUCAGCUACAUAUCAUACAACCUGGCCACCCACCCUGACGUACAGCAGCGACUCCAGGAUGAGAUCGAUGCAAACCUGCCGAACAAGGCUACUCCCACGUACAACGCCGUCAUGCAGAUGGAGUACCUUGAUAUGGUGGUGAAUGAAUCCCUCCGUCUCUUCCCCCCCGUGGGCCGGAUUGAGAGGGUCUGCAAAAAGACAGUGGAGCUCAACAGUGUGACUAUUCCAAAGAGCAUGGUGGUCAUGAUCCCAGCCUACGUGCUGCAUCGUGACCCGGGGUACUGGCCGGAGCCAGAGGAGUUCAGGCCUGAGAGGUUCUCUAAAGACAGCCGAGAGCCUAUUGACCCCUACACCUUCCUGCCGUUUGGGGCUGGCCCCAGGAACUGCAUAGGAAUGAGGUUUGCUCUCCUCGUUGUGAAAGUGGCUGUGGUCGUCCUGUUGCAAAACUUCUCGUUCAGAACCUGCAAAGACACUCCGAUCCCACUGGUUCUGGACUCGAGAAGUUUCCUGCAACCAAAGAAACCCAUCGUCCUGAAGAUGGUCCCCAGAGCCCAUGCUGAUGGGGACAAGUGA
Molecule: messenger RNA, 1491 nt
Organism: Opisthocomus hoazin
Lineage: Eukaryota; Metazoa; Chordata; Aves; Opisthocomiformes; Opisthocomidae
Source: RefSeq, a predicted model, not a curated record